Molecule: messenger RNA, 642 nt
Organism: Vicia faba (fava bean)
Lineage: Eukaryota; Viridiplantae; Streptophyta; Magnoliopsida; Fabales; Fabaceae
Source: the annotation of a GenBank genome assembly
AUGGCUUAUCCCUAUCAACCACAAUCCGAUGCCUCGGCGCCGAUGCUGCCACUCCCGGCCACCAUAAUCGGCCCUCAAUAUUGUGCUCCGUAUCAGCUUGAUCUUACGGUUGUGAAAAAACUUAUGACCACUUCAGAUGGAAACUUUUCCGUUACAGAUGUCAACGGCAACGUCGUUUUUGAAGUCAAGGGUUUUCGCUUUACCCUACAAGAUCGCCGUCUUUUGCUUGAUGAUGCCGGAUAUCCGAUCAUUACCUUGCGUCGCAAGAUAGUGACUAUGCAUGAUCGUUGGAAAGCUUAUAGGGGUGAAAGUACAGAUAAAAAAGAUCUUAUAUUUACAUUAAAGAGAUCCUCUCUAAUUCAGUUUACAACCAAAUUAGAUGUGUAUUUAGCUAGUAACACAAAAAAACAUGUUUGUGAUUUUAAAAUCCAAUGUAGUUGGUUGAAGCAAUCUUGCAAAGUUUAUGCUGGUGAAUCUAACGACAUUGUUGCUAUGAUGCACACAAAGCAGAGUAAUUUGAUUGGUAAAGACUAUUGCAUAGUCACAGUUUAUCCUAAUGUUGAUUAUGCAUUUAUAGUGGCCUUAAUUGUGAUUCUUAAAAAAAUUAACGCUGAUGAAGAGAAUGUUUCAUUAGAAGAUUAG